GACGCCGGGCACGCCCCCUGAAUCAGCUCAACUAACUGCCCAAUGUCCGUGUUUGCAUGGCUUUAGUUGUUCGGGAAGGGAUUUAGCUGCAGGUGUAAGUGAGCACAGUGAAAGCUACAUCGUUCCACUGCCCCUUGGAUAUGCCCCGAGAUCGCUAGAAGUAAUCUGUGGAACUCAAUAUUUAUUUGCAGGAGCCGGGAAGAGGCACAAGUGACUCGCCCAGGAGCGUCGAACACAGUAUGGAAUGACUGGAGGAAAGCUUUGACAUCAUUGAUCAGAGGGGAAUUAUUUUCCCACAGUGAUGUUUGACCUGAGUGAUCAGUUAAUCACCAUGGGAUUAUGGUCCAUCAGCAUUGGAGCCUUUGGAGCAGCAGUGGCUGGAAUUCUGUUAGCCAACACAGACUUUUUUCUCUCACAAACUGAAAAAGCCACCCUAGACUACUUAGAAGAGACAGAAUUAAAGACAAUUGGAGAAGAACCAAGAUUGUUUAAGGCAAAGGAUUUGUGGGAGAGAGAUGGUGCUGUGAUUAUGGCGGUUCGCAGACCUGGAUGCUUUUUAUGCAGAGAGGAAGCUUCAGGAUUGUCUACUCUUAAACCUCAACUUGAUCAGCUAGGUGUUCCAUUGUAUGCUAUAGUAAAAGAGAAUAUUGGCAAUGAAGUUGAACAUUUCCAACCCUACUUCAAUGGCAAAGUAUUUCUUGAUGCAAAGGGACAAUUUUAUGGUCCUCAAAAACGUAAGAUGAUGCUUUUGGGUUUGGUAAGACUUGGUGUGUGGCAGAACUUUCGCCGUGCAUGGAAAGGGGGCUUUGAAGGAAAUUUGGAGGGGGAAGGACUAAUACUUGGAGGCAUGUUUGUGAUUGGAUCUGGGAAACAGGGCAUUCUUCUUGAGCACCGGGAGAAAGAAUUUGGAGAUAAAGCAAAUCUGACUGCUGUCCUUGAUGCUGCUAGAAAAAUAAGCAAAUAGACAGCACAAAAUGACAAUUAAACUUGCAGAACUACUAUAAAAAUUUAAUUUAUGUAAUACCAGUAGCAGCAUUAAGAGCAACUGCGAGUCCCCCUGUGACAUGAAUUCUCCUAACAUUAACUCAUGAGUGCAUAUUAUUUAUUUGCAAUGCCUUUGUUACUUGCAUAAUGUUUUAACUUGACAUAUUACCAUGCCUUAAUUUUUAACAUUUAAUACUCUCAAUUGAAAAAUUCAAGUAGUGUAAUAGAGACUAUGUUUGUAGGUGCCUAAUUACAGGGAUACAAAAAAAUAAUUGCAUUUUCGAUUUAAGAAUUGUGUCUAGAUGUUAAUGCUUUGAUUGAACAUAAACUAAAACAUAGAGUUCAUUGUAAUAUGGAGAUUGGUAGUUUUCUCCACUCCACUGAACUCCAUAUUUCUUGCUCACAAGAACCUUUAGUUUUUCAGAAACACUGUGUGUUAGCAUAACAAUCCCUAGUGCGUACACAUAUCAGAAGUGUCUUCCUAUCUUGAUAAUCUGGAUAAGCUUCAAACAGAUAUCCAUGAAGAAUUGAUUCAUUUCCAAUGUACUGCAAAUUUACCCAAGACUGGCCCAUUCUCUACUUGAUAUCUGCCAGUGUAUGGACAUAUUAACUUGAAGUUUACCCCAUACACUAGUUAAAAGUUAAUCAUGAAAUAAAUAGAACAAAGUGUACUUGGAAGUAAACCUUUAAAAUAAGUGAAUGUAAAAUUGAUGAGAAUGCUAUUCUAAGCACUUUUGCCAUUUGCAUUAUAUAUAUAUAUAUAUCAUUUUUUUUCCCCAAGAUAUUAAAGAGUACUGUUAGUAUAAAGGAAACCUGCUUGUCAGUUUCUGACCAUGAAGUAGUUGAGGAAGUUGUCAGUAAAAACAAAGUUGGCUGGUCUGAUGUUGUUCUGGUAAGGAAAGGUGUGAGAAAAGUUAACUGCGGUUUCUAAUGUUUUCCCUAACCAGAAGAACAUCUGACCAGCCAUCUUCCUUUCUCCUGUCAACUUCCUCUGCUACUUCAUGGUAGGAAACUGCCCAGCAGAUAGCGCUUUUGUAACAAAAUUCAUUCAUAUUAACAGUAAAUGUAUCAAUUAAUAUCUUGGGAUUAAAAAAAUAUAUAAUGAAUGUAAAUUGCAAAAGGGCUUAGAAGAGCACUCUCAACAACCCAUCUGCUGGGACUCAUUUAUGACUAUAAUUUAAUAUUUUUCCUAUAAUAGUUUUGUUCUGUAUGUGUGGUCCUUCUAGAAAACAAAGUGUCAUAACCGGGUUGAUAAAUAACCUUGUUUAGCUGGAAAAUCUUAAAGCAUGGCUGCUAUUGUUUGCCAUUACAGAAGCUGUCCUAUUUAUAGCCUAGUUUUACAACAGCCUCUGGCAGGAAACUUUAGGCAUGGAGACAGUGUUUUGCAGAUUUACAGUCAUUAUGUUGUUAAUAAAUGCUUUAUAACCUCUCUGAUCUUUGUUAAAACACUGUGAUUCAUUGCUCAGGGAUGCUUACAAAUCUAAUUUUACCCGGCAUGCAAAGACAAUAAAGCUUUCUUCUCUCCCA
Molecule: messenger RNA, 2511 nt
Organism: Xenopus laevis (African clawed frog)
Lineage: Eukaryota; Metazoa; Chordata; Amphibia; Anura; Pipidae
Gene: prxl2a.L
Product: peroxiredoxin like 2A L homeolog
Exons: 7
Coding region: 302-964 (220 amino acids)
Biological process (GO): cellular oxidant detoxification
Cellular component (GO): cytoplasm
Molecular function (GO): antioxidant activity
Source: RefSeq, a predicted model, not a curated record